This is a messenger RNA of Trichomonas vaginalis G3, 867 nucleotides long. RefSeq lists its product as uncharacterized. The record is from RefSeq and is a predicted model, not a curated record. NCBI's taxonomy places the organism in Eukaryota, Parabasalia, Trichomonadida, Trichomonadidae. The transcript has a single exon. The coding region runs from base 1 to 867 and encodes 288 amino acids.
AUGCUUUAUAUUUACACGAUUCGAAAUCAAACAACAGAUGUAAAAAUCCAUAAAUAUACUUUAUACAUUUUGGAUGUUUUAGUCUCAGAGCAUAACAUUUCCCGAUUUUAUGAAGAAUAUUAUAGCUGGAUCAGAAAUUUACUCAAAGAUUACAAAAAUAUUAUCUUAAAAGUUGGAGCUACUUAUGAGGUUGCAAAAUUUCAUACAAUACUAUAUAAUCAUUCAAACGUACCACACAUAUUCUUUGGGCGUCAGAGAACGUUCGACUACAUAUAUCCUUUUAUUAAUGGACUAGAAGACUUUCUUAACAAUACUGAUUUCAGAUGGUUCCUUCGGACCACAGAUGAUGUUUUUAUAAAUCUUGAAAAAUUGGAUUCAUUUCUUGACGAUCUAGAAGAUAAAUUUGAUCCACUAAGUGACUAUAUAGUUAGAGGAUCGUUAGCAGGUGUAAGUGAUCAGAUAUUUCUUCAUGGAGGCCCGGGAUGGUUAAUGUCAAGAUUUGCAGCACAAAAAUAUCUUGAAGACUACAGACUUAAUCCUCCGCAAGUAGAGAGGACAGGUGAUGACGUCGUUUCUUCGAAAUACUUUCGAGGAAAGAUUGAAGAUUAUGAUUGUCCCCAGUUUUAUGCUAGUCCAUUAAAUGUUGAAUCCUUAGAACUUAUAAAUAGAAAUUCAGACGAUUUCCCUCCAUGUCUAUCUAAUUCAUGCAAAUAUCCUGCAAAUUUAAUCGCUGUUUGGCAUUCUGGAGAACCACUGAUGGAAAUAGUCAAAGAAGGCCCAAGAUUGCAAUUUGCUGACGAUAUAUGUCUUGAAAGUGAAAAUUCGGGCAGAUCUUAUUUAUGCAAACUUAAUAAUGAAACAAUCUAG